This is a messenger RNA of Nicotiana attenuata, 1825 nucleotides long. RefSeq names its product protein NRT1/ PTR FAMILY 2.7-like. The record is from RefSeq and is a predicted model, not a curated record. Bases 97 to 1785 code for a protein of 562 amino acids. NCBI's taxonomy places the organism in Eukaryota, Viridiplantae, Streptophyta, Magnoliopsida, Solanales, Solanaceae. The transcript is spliced from 4 exons. Gene Ontology annotation, molecular function: transmembrane transporter activity. Gene Ontology annotation, cellular component: plasma membrane. Gene Ontology annotation, biological process: transmembrane transport.
UGACCUGGGGUCCAGCAGUCUUGCAUAAAGUUGCUUACUUAUAAAAACUUGAAACUCCAUAUCCAAAAAGAAGAAACAUCACUGCUAUUAAUUUCAAUGGAUAAUUCAGCCAGUCCUGAUGAUGAAAGAGCAAGACUAUCCUCUUCGGACAGCCGCAAAAAUGGUGGCUGGAUAACCUUCCCCUAUAUGAUAGGAACAAUGGCUUGCUUGACAGUAGCUGCAGGAGGAUGGGUUAGCAACCUGAUUGUUUAUCUGAUACAAGAAUUCAACAUGAAGAGCAUCCCCGCUGCUAAAGUAUAUAAUGUGGCGAAUGGCUGCAUCACCACUUUCCCCAUUCUCACAGGAAUCAUUGCUGACUCCUUUCUUGGUUGUUUUCCUGUCAUUUGGAUUUCUUCCCUUAUCUCUGCUCUGGGUAUAUUGCUUCUAGUAUUCACAGCAGCCAUUGACAAAUUAAGACCUCUGGUAUGUGAUGAUGGCUCCAGUGCCUGUAAAAACCCAUCAACAACUCAAUAUGCUGUCUUAUAUGUUGCUCUUGCACUAGCGUCUCUAGGGGCUGCAGGUACACGUUUUACUAUUGGAUCCAUGGGAGCAUAUCAGUUUGACAAGCCAAAACACCAAGGAAUUUUCUUUAACUGGUACACAUUCACCUUAUACACAUCCAUUGUUGUAAGCUCCACAGCCAUUGUCUACAUUGAGGACAAUAUUAGUUGGACCUGGGGUUUUGCCAUCUCUUUAGGUCUUAACAUCCUCGCCUUAGCCAUUUUUCUAUCUGGGAUACGUUCGUAUCGCCAUGUUAAGGAACAAGAAGGCAGCCCUUUUAUCAAUAUGGCUCGUGUUGUUGUCGCAGCCAUUCAGAAACGGAAAAUCCCCCUGUUUGAGCAAAGUCACCAUUACUAUCAUGAUCCAAGUGAUAAACACAAAAAUAUGGCUUCCCCUACUCCUACCUUCAAGUUCCUCAACCGAGCAGCCUUCAUCACCGUGGGAGACAUUAAAUCAGAUGGCUCCAUUGAGAAUACCUGGAGACUAUGUACAAUCCAACAAGUAGAAGAUUUGAAAAGCUUGAUUAAGCUUGCUCCUUUGUGGGGUAGCGGAUUAUUUUUAUCCACCCCUCUGAUCAUUCAAUCAAGCCUGCUAGUACUCCAGGCUCUAAAGAUGGAUCGUCAGGUGGGACACCAUUUCAAAAUCCCAGCAGGUUCUAUGUCAGUCUUUGUGUUUAUAUGGACUGCUAUAUCAAUACCCUUCAUUGACAGAUUACUCUACCCUUUUUUAGCUAAAUGCUCCCAAUUUUCUCUUACACCUCUUCGGCGCAUUGGGAUAGGCCAUGUACUAACGAUACUUAGCAUGGCCGUCUCUGCCUUGGUGGAGUCACAGCGGCUGAGGCUCGUGAGAUCCCACCAUCUCCAAGGCCAAAAUGGUGCCAUUGUUCCAAUGUCAGUCCUCUGGCUAGUGCCACAGCUAGCUUUUAAUGGUAUUGGAGAAGGAUUCCAUAUUCCGGGACAUCUAGGGUUUUACUACCAAGAGUUUCCUGCAUCCUUGAAAAGCACCUCAACUGCAGUAGUUGCAAUGUUCAUUGGUAUCGGAUUCUACAUGGGGAAUACUCUGAUUGAUCUGGUUCAGAGAACAACGAGAUGGUUGCCAGACAAUAUCAAUGAUGGAAGAAUGGAUAACGUCUUCUGGCUCUGUUGUUUCCUGGGAUCAGCAAAUUUCUUGUAUUACCUCGUGUUUGCCUCCUUCUACAAAUAUAAAAAUAUAGGUGACAAACCAAAUGAUGCGCCCAGUAAAUGAUACUUAUUAGUACAAUUCAAGAAGCAUGGAUUGGAUAAGC